CGCUGUCGCCGUCGCCGUCGCCGUCGCCGUCGCUGUCGCCGUCGCCGUCGCCGUCGCCGUCGCCGUCGCCGAGGACUCACGGAGCCAUCCGAAGUAGCCUCGAGCUUCGAGCCCCGCACCUUGCGACGGCCGUGCCGCCGAGAGUCCGCGCGGAGGUGCCCCGGGGCACCCUCCGAGCCCUAUGGGGCGCGCGCGGCUGCAGCGUUGCUGCAUGCGCAGAGCCGAGGGCGAGCCCGCCGAACUCGAACCCGAACCUGAACUUGCCGACGAGGCAGCUGAGCCCGCCGAGCUUGAACCCGGCCCCGAACGUCGUGAGCGCCGGCCAGCAGUCGAGCAAGAGGCUGAGCUGGAACAGGAGAGCUGGGUGCGCCACACCACCGGCUGACCUCGAGGCUGCUGGAAGUUUUGGCCUCACAGAGGGGCGGGGGCCAUCCAGACGCGGGCACCGAUCCUGGCCAGGAGGAUCCCGGGCUUGGGAUCGGUGUGAGCGUUUUCCAUGCCUAUUGCGUGUGUAUGGGUCCUUGGGCUCAGGAUUGCCUCGGCCAAGGUCGGGGCAGAUGUAUAGCUGGCGUCCUCCUGCACACGACUCUUUCGUGCAGCGUGCUGUGCGGCUAGUGCCUGGCUGACCGCUGGCCAGCCUGUUCGCGGUGCUGCGCCUUUCGGAUCUUUCCUUCGCCUGUCCGACCUCCCUCCGGGGCUGCUAAAUGCGUCCCUGGCCCAGGGUGCCCCCAGCUUUUCGCUUCAUUUGGGAGCCGCUGGGGCCCUGUGGCUUCUCGUGAGGGGUGUUCUGGAGGCCGGGGGUGCCCAAUUUGAAAUCCUGGGUAUCUCUUUGGCCAGGGACACUUCGAACCCGACUCCCUCCCUCCUGCUCCAGGUCGCUCUUCUUGAUGCUCCUCCCGCCUCUUCCGUCUGCUCCUUUCGCUCCUCAUCCUAAUUACUCUUUCUGCUUCUCUCACCACUGUCUCCCCUGCUGCAGCUUCAGCAGGCCAGCAGGGACGUGCUCUUUUGGCCGUGCGGUCAUUUGAGGCUGCUGCGCUCCAGACGGAAUAAGUAGUUUCUUCUCGCUUGUGGAUUGGCGGUGGUGUGGAUUUCGUCCAGUGAGGGGCGCGCCCGCCAGCCCUCGACACAGUGAGAAGUCUGGUAGGAGGCGUACGCGGCGGUAAGAGGUCGCACGCCCGUUCUCAAAUGUGGGCGCGAACCAGCAGGCCAAGGCAGAGCCGUGCCUUGCGGUCCAUGCGCCCCGUGGUGGGAGGAGCGUCGGUGGGGGUGCGAUUCAGCACAUCCAGUGCCCUGGCAUUGCUCCGUGGAGCGGUGCUGGCGGGAUUUCCGGUUGGCCCGUUCCGCGGUGGCGGAUCUUCCAUGACUGGUCGCCCUUGCGACAGUCAUCCGAGGUGAUGGCCCGCACGGGGGGGCGUGGCGCGCAGCAGCUCGGGGGGAAACACCGCGGGCAUCGACGGGCAGAAAGCCGCUCGAGAGCCCCGCGGGAGUUCCUCGCCAUGGGGGGAGCGGUAAAAAGGUCUUCGCCUGUCGGUGUGCUUAUCAUUAGGGUGUCUCUCCUGCCCUCUAGCUGCCCGAAUCGCCCGACGACGCCACACCUCAGUGCAUGCAUCCCCGCAACCAUCCCAGUUUGGUGCGUCCUGGAGGAGGCGACCUGGGAUUUGAAGCUUGAGGUAAUGUUGGUCCUAGCUGUUUCACCUUCCGCAUGCCAGGAGCAGGUGCUCCCCACAAGAGAACUGCUCCGUAGAGGCAUCGACGCAUCCCUUGCUUAUUACCCUCGCUACCGAGUCGUAACGCAG
Prorocentrum cordatum is the source of this 1796-nucleotide messenger RNA. Lineage: Eukaryota; Dinophyceae; Prorocentrales; Prorocentraceae. The record is from the annotation of a GenBank genome assembly.